AUGGCCUCCUCGGCAGCAUACUCCGAGAUCAAUAAGCUAAAUCACAAACAGCAGAUCGACGGAAGCAGGUUGUUUAAAGAUGUCAAAGCCUACUAUGCAGCAGUGAAAGGCAUGCAUGAGACAUCUAAGCGGCUAUCCCAGACGCUGAGCGACAUCUAUGAAUCAGACUGGGAUGGAGUGAAAGAUCUCGCUGUUAUAACAGAAAGUGAAGACUUGCUGUGGAACGACUACGAAGAGAAGAUAAAUGACCAGCUUGUCCGCACUAUGGAGAACUAUACAAGCCAGUUUCCUGAAGUCAAGGAACGAGUUGCCAAGCGUGGACGGAAACUGGUGGACUAUGACUCAGCUCGACACCACCUGGAGGCGCUGCAGGGUGCAAAGAAAAAGGAUGAAGCUAAAAUAGCCAAGGCAGAAGAGGAAUUCAACAAAGCUCAGAAUGUCUUUGAAGAAAUAAAUAACGAGCUGCGCGAGGAGCUGCCUGUUCUCCAUCAGAGUCGGAUAGGUUGCUAUGUGACGGUCUUCGAAAACAUUUCCAACCUGAGGGAUGUUUUCUAUAAAGAAAUGAGCGGGUUGAACCGUGAGCUGUACAAUGUGAUGAAGAAACUGGAGACUCAACACUCGGGCAAAGCUUUCAUCAUCAAGGGCCUGAACAGCACAAGCAGCAAGUCAAAGAAGAGAAAGUCCCUGGCUAUAUCCAAUCCCAUACCCUGCAACACCGCUUUCCCAGCUGACCACGUCUCCGUGCAUUCCCAAAACGGCAAAGAUGCUGCACCCUCUUCCCCUGUCCCAAAGACUCAAAACAUCGCUGAAGAAAGCAUCCCGGCAGAAGAGAGCAGCAUCCCUUCGAAAAGUGUUAGCUCAUCAGAUUCCGAUCUCAGCUUGAGUGGCACCGGCUCACCCAAGAGGCAGUCGCUAUGUGACAAUGACAACAGCGACAGGAGCGACACGAGCAGUCAAAAUCCAGAGGCAGCAGCUGCGUCGGAGCCCGCUGAAAGCCAGUCAGAAGACAGCAAGGAGGGAGAACCAAAGUCGGAGGCAGCAGCAAGCCAGGAGAUCACUGAUCCCUCGGAUUCUGCUGGUGGCGAUGCCCCACAUAAGGAUGCUGAGAGCGAUCCAACAUCAGAGGAGGCCAAUACCAAACCGGCACCAGUUCCAGCCCCUCGUGUAUCCUUCCGCUCCAAUGAAAGCCCCCUCUUACCUGCUAAGGAGCAGGAGGAUUUGGACGAAGGGUUAGAGUCAGGAGAUGACUCGGGUUCCCCCAGUCCACCAGGCUUCCUCUAUAAGGGGGUGGCACUAGAGAGUCACGCAGCAUCUGAAGAAGGCCUGCUCCAGUUUGAAGAGGGCGACGUCAUCAUGGUUCUUGCUGACACUCAACAGGAGGAAGGUGUGGUGAGGGGGGUCAGGGAGCAGAGCUGGAACGAGCACCAGGAUGCAGAAAAUCACUCCGGGAUCUUCUCGGAAAAACUUAUCCGACCCAUUAAAGAAGAGUGAGGCAAUAGUCACUGCUCGGUCUGUAAUCUGUUUCUUCUUCCAUCAGGCACUUCUGGUGACUCACACGCGCGCACACACACAUACACAGCCUCACACACACACACACACUGAGAGGGAGUGAACCCAUAUGUUAUGGGUGCAGAAGCUGUCCAAACAAAUGAGCACAAUUCCCACGUGGUUUCCCUCAUGCUAUGAUGUUGCAACUUGUGGAACAAAAGCGAACGAGCCGAAGAACAUUUUGUAAAAGACAUUUGGAAAUCUUAAGGCAUGGAUCUAUGAGACACUGUUUUUAAGUUUUUAAGCCCAUGUUAUUAUCCUGUGUAAUGUUUCCUAAUAAAGUUGUAAGAAAAAAAAAAA
Molecule: messenger RNA, 1848 nt
Organism: Neolamprologus brichardi
Lineage: Eukaryota; Metazoa; Chordata; Actinopteri; Cichliformes; Cichlidae
Source: RefSeq, a predicted model, not a curated record